This is a messenger RNA of Drosophila guanche, 7469 nucleotides long. RefSeq names its product pre-mRNA-processing-splicing factor 8 (gene Prp8). Gene Ontology annotation, cellular component: catalytic step 2 spliceosome; U5 snRNP. Gene Ontology annotation, biological process: mRNA splicing, via spliceosome; spliceosomal tri-snRNP complex assembly. The record is from RefSeq and is a predicted model, not a curated record. Gene Ontology annotation, molecular function: pre-mRNA intronic binding; U6 snRNA binding; protein binding. The coding region runs from base 159 to 7352 and encodes 2397 amino acids. NCBI's taxonomy places the organism in Eukaryota, Metazoa, Arthropoda, Insecta, Diptera, Drosophilidae. The transcript is spliced from 15 exons.
UAUCGAUAAAUCCGCGGUCACACUGAUUGAAAUGGCUGCCGCAUUGAAGAAAUAAAAAAGAACUUUUCGUUUUGCUAACCCGGGAAAAUUUGUAAAGUUAAGGUUAAGGUACCAUUAAAUACUAUCAAUUCGGACUGUGCAUUGCGUGCAACUGAAAGAUGUCCAUUCCGCCUUAUAUGAUACCGCAAAAUGCAUGGGCCGCUCAGUUGAUGGCCCAGCAGGCCUAUGCUGCUGCACACGCACAGCAGGCACAAUUGCAUGCGCAGCAGCAGAUGGCCAACCAGAUACAGCAAAUACCGCCACCCGGAGCACCCUUACCACAGGCAAGCGGACAUUCUAAUGGGAUACCGAUCCCGGCUGGUGGCCAGGGGCAGUCUGGUCUGGGACAAAUUCCCACGCCAAAGCCGGACAUACUUACAGAGGAUAAGCUGCAGGAGAAGGCACUGAAGUGGCAGAAUCUGCAGUCCAAGCGUUUCGCUGAAAAGCGAAAGUUCGGCUUCGUUGACACCCAGAAGGAGGACAUGCCUCCGGAGCAUAUAAGAAAAAUUAUACGUGAUCACGGUGACAUGACCUCGCGCAAGUAUCGCCACGACAAGCGUGUUUAUUUGGGCGCUCUGAAGUACAUGCCACAUGCAGUGCUGAAGCUUCUGGAAAAUAUGCCCAUGCCAUGGGAGCAGAUUCGGGACGUGCAGGUGCUGUACCACAUCACUGGUGCCAUAACCUUUGUCAACGAAAUUCCCUGGGUGAUUGAGCCGGUUUACAUUGCUCAGUGGGGAACAAUGUGGAUAAUGAUGCGUCGCGAAAAGCGUGAUCGACGCCACUUCAAGCGAAUGCGAUUUCCGCCGUUCGACGAUGAAGAGCCGCCGCUGGACUAUGCGGACAACGUAUUGGACGUGGAGCCAUUGGAAGCCAUUCAAAUUGAGCUCGAUAAUGAUGAGGAUAAUGCCGUGUACAAAUGGUUCUACGACCAUCGUCCCCUCGUGGAGACGCCCUAUGUGAAUGGUUCCACGUACCGCAAGUGGAACCUGUCCCUGCCGCAGCUGGCUACUCUCUAUCGGCUGGCGAACCAGCUGCUCACUGACCUGGUCGACAACAACUUUUUUUACCUAUUCGACCCGAAGAGUUUCUUUACAGCCAAAGCUUUAAACAUGGCCAUACCGGGCGGACCCAAAUUCGAGCCACUCAUCAAGGAUAAUAAUGUUGGGGAUGAGGACUGGAAUGAGUUCAACGACAUCAAUAAGGUGAUCAUCCGACAACCCAUUCGUACGGAGUACCGCAUUGCUUUUCCCUACCUGUACAACAAUAUGCCGCACUUUGUGCAUUUAAGCUGGUAUCACACACCGAACGUGGUCUACAUCAAGACCGAAGAUCCCGAUUUGCCUGCGUUUUACUUUGAUCCUCUCAUCAAUCCCAUUUCGCAUCGCAAUGUAAAUUCCAAACUGCAGGAGCCCCUUCCCGAUGACGAUGAGGACUUUACGCUUCCGGAUGAAGUGCAGCCGUUCCUGCAGGACACGCCGCUGUACACGGACAACACCGCAAAUGGAAUUGCUUUGCUAUGGGCACCGCGCCCCUUCAACAUGCGCUCAGGACGGUCCCGUCGAGCCAUAGAUGUGCCGCUGGUCAAGUGCUGGUACAAAGAGCACUGCCCACCUGGCCAUCCGGUCAAGGUGCGCGUCAGCUAUCAGAAAUUGCUGAAAUAUUAUGUACUAAAUGCUCUGAAGCACAGAAAGCCCAAGCCACAAAAGAAGCGAUAUCUAUUUCGGUCAUUCAAGGCCACGAAGUUCUUCCAGACUACCACCUUGGACUGGGUUGAGGCUGGGUUGCAGGUUUGCCGUCAGGGAUACAACAUGUUAAAUCUUUUGAUUCAUCGCAAAAAUCUAAACUAUUUGCAUCUGGACUACAAUUUCAACUUGAAGCCGGUGAAGACAUUGACUACGAAGGAGCGGAAAAAGUCGCGUUUCGGCAAUGCGUUUCAUUUGUGCCGAGAGAUCCUGCGUCUGACCAAGCUCAUCAUCGACUCCCACGUGCAGUAUCGUCUGAAUAAUGUUGAUGCUUUCCAGCUCUCCGAUGGCCUGCAGUACAUAUUCGCGCAUGUCGGUCAGCUCACUGGCAUGUAUCGCUACAAGUACAAGCUGAUGAGGCAGAUAAGAAUGUGCAAGGAUCUGAAGCACUUGAUCUACUACCGCUUCAACACGGGACCCGUGGGCAAAGGGCCUGGCUGUGGCUUCUGGGCACCCGGAUGGCGUGUGUGGCUGUUUUUUAUGCGCGGCAUUACCCCACUGCUGGAACGCUGGCUGGGAAAUCUACUGUCCCGUCAGUUCGAAGGACGCCACUCCAAGGGCGUAGCCAAAACCGUGACCAAGCAGCGCGUCGAAUCUCACUUCGAUCUGGAGCUGCGCGCCUCUGUCAUGCACGAUAUUGUUGACAUGAUGCCUGAGGGCAUCAAGCAAAACAAGGCUCGCACAAUUCUGCAGCAUCUGUCUGAGGCUUGGCGUUGCUGGAAAGCCAACAUUCCGUGGAAGGUACCCGGCCUCCCCAUACCCAUCGAAAAUAUGAUCCUACGCUAUGUCAAAAUGAAGGCCGACUGGUGGACAAACACGGCCCACUACAAUCGAGAGCGCAUACGACGAGGUGCCACCGUAGAUAAGACUGUCUGCAAGAAGAAUCUGGGACGCCUCACUCGACUCUAUCUGAAGGCGGAGCAAGAACGACAGCAUAAUUACCUCAAGGAUGGCCCGUACAUAUCGCCAGAAGAGGCGGUGGCCAUCUACACCACCACCGUGCACUGGCUAGAGUCGCGUCGCUUUGCGCCCAUACCAUUCCCUCCGCUCUCCUACAAGCACGACACAAAAUUGCUGAUCCUGGCACUUGAACGACUGAAAGAGGCCUACAGCGUGAAGUCCCGCUUAAAUCAAAGCCAGCGCGAGGAGCUUGGACUCAUAGAACAAGCAUACGACAAUCCCCACGAGGCAUUGUCUCGUAUCAAGCGUCAUCUGCUAACGCAGCGAGCUUUCAAAGAGGUGGGGAUCGAGUUCAUGGACCUGUACAGCCAUCUGAUACCCGUGUAUGAGGUGGAGCCGCUGGAGAAGAUCACAGACGCAUAUCUCGACCAGUACCUCUGGUACGAGGCAGACAAGCGGCGGCUGUUUCCGCCCUGGAUCAAGCCCAGCGACACCGAGCCCCCGCCGCUACUGGCCUAUAAGUGGUGUCAAGGCAUCAACAAUCUGCAGGAGGUCUGGGAUGUGGGCGAGGGAGAGUGCAAUGUGCUGCUGGAGUCGCGAUUUGAGAAGCUGUACGAGAAGAUUGACUUGACUCUGCUUAACCGUCUGUUGCGCCUGAUCGUGGACCAUAACAUCGCCGAUUAUAUGACGGCUAAGAACAAUGUGGUGAUCAACUACAAGGACAUGAACCACACCAACAGCUAUGGCAUUAUUCGCGGUCUGCAGUUCUCUUCGUUCAUAACGCAAUACUAUGGCUUGGUUCUGGACCUCCUGGUCCUGGGCCUGCAUCGUUCCAGCGAGAUGGCCGGACCCCCGCAAAUGCCGAAUGACUUUCUUACCUUUCAGGACGCAGUCACGGAGACGGCUCAUCCUAUUCGGCUGUACUGUCGCUACGUCGAUCGCAUACACUUGUUUUUCAGAUUCUCGGCGGAGGAGGCUCGCGACCUUAUCCAGCGCUAUCUCACGGAGCAUCCCGAUCCGAACAAUGAAAACAUUGUCGGCUACAACAAUAAGAAGUGCUGGCCCCGCGAUGCUCGAAUGCGUCUGAUGAAGCACGACGUCAAUCUAGGUCGCGCGGUAUUCUGGGACAUUAAGAACCGGUUGCCCCGCUCUGUGACCACCAUUGGCUGGGAGAGCACCUUUGUUUCCGUAUAUUCCAAGGACAAUCCGAACCUGCUUUUCAACAUGAGCGGCUUUGAGUGUCGAAUUUUGCCAAAGUGCCGCACCCAAAACGAGGAAUUCACACAUCGUGAUGGCGUGUGGAAUUUGCAAAAUGAAAUAACCAAGGAGCGCACAGCUCAAUGUUUCCUGCGCGUGGACGACGAAUCGCUGGGACGCUUCCACAACCGUGUGCGCCAGAUCUUGAUGGCCUCCGGUUCCACCACAUUCACCAAAAUUGUCAAUAAAUGGAACACGGCCCUCAUUGGCCUGAUGACGUACUUCCGCGAGGCUGUGGUCAACACCCAGGAGCUACUGGAUCUACUGGUCAAGUGUGAGAACAAGAUUCAGACGCGCAUCAAGAUUGGCCUCAACUCAAAAAUGCCCUCGCGCUUCCCGCCCGUGGUGUUCUACACCCCAAAGGAGCUGGGUGGUCUCGGCAUGUUGAGCAUGGGCCACGUUCUCAUUCCGCAAUCCGACCUGCGCUGGUCCAAGCAGACGGAUGUGGGGAUAACCCAUUUCCGAUCUGGCAUGUCCCAUGACGAGGAUCAGCUUAUUCCGAAUCUGUAUCGCUACAUUCAGCCGUGGGAGAGUGAGUUCAUUGAUUCGCAGCGCGUCUGGGCGGAGUACGCGCUGAAGCGCCAGGAGGCCAACGCUCAGAACCGUCGCCUCACACUGGAGGACCUUGAAGACAGCUGGGAUCGUGGUAUUCCACGGAUCAACACGCUCUUCCAGAAGGACCGACACACUUUGGCCUAUGACAAGGGCUGGCGGAUACGCACUGAGUUCAAGCAGUAUCAGGUGCUGAAGCAAAACCCCUUCUGGUGGACCCAUCAGCGCCACGACGGAAAGCUGUGGAACCUCAACAACUAUCGGACGGACAUGAUCCAAGCACUGGGUGGCGUGGAGGGAAUUCUCGAACACACACUAUUCAAGGGCACCUACUUCCCCACGUGGGAGGGUCUUUUCUGGGAGAAGGCUUCUGGGUUUGAGGAGUCCAUGAAGUACAAGAAACUGACCAAUGCACAGCGCUCUGGUCUGAAUCAGAUACCGAAUCGCCGCUUCACACUCUGGUGGUCGCCGACGAUCAACCGCGCCAACGUCUAUGUGGGCUUUCAGGUGCAGUUGGAUUUGACUGGCAUAUUCAUGCAUGGCAAGAUACCGACGCUCAAGAUAUCGCUGAUCCAAAUAUUUCGUGCUCACUUGUGGCAGAAGAUACACGAGUCAAUUGUGAUGGACUUGUGUCAGGUGUUUGAUCAGGAACUAGACGCUCUUGAAAUCGAAACGGUGCAGAAGGAGACGAUCCAUCCGCGUAAGUCCUACAAGAUGAACUCCUCCUGUGCCGACAUUCUAUUGUUCCCCGCCUACAAGUGGAACGUGUCGCGACCCUCUCUGCUGGCCGACACAAAGGACACCAUGGACAACACGACCACCCAGAAGUAUUGGCUAGAUAUUCAGCUGCGCUGGGGAGACUAUGAUUCGCACGAUGUAGAGCGCUACGCGAGGGCCAAGUUCCUUGAUUACACCACAGACAACAUGUCUAUUUAUCCUUCGCCAACGGGCAUCCUAAUUGCCAUCGACCUGGCCUACAACCUGCACUCGGCAUAUGGCAAUUGGUUCCCGGGCUGCAAGACCCUUAUCCAGCAGGCCAUGGCCAAGAUUAUGAAGGCCAAUCCGGCACUCUAUGUCCUGCGAGAACGCAUCCGCAAGGCUCUGCAGCUGUACUCGUCUGAGCCAACGGAACCCUACUUGAGCUCACAGAACUAUGGCGAGCUGUUCUCCAAUCAGAUCAUAUGGUUUGUCGACGAUACCAACGUGUAUCGCGUCACCAUCCACAAGACAUUUGAGGGCAAUCUGACAACGAAGCCGAUAAACGGGGCCAUAUUUAUAUUCAAUCCGCGGACAGGUCAGCUUUUCCUAAAGAUUAUCCACACUUCGGUAUGGGCGGGGCAGAAGCGAUUGGGCCAGUUGGCCAAGUGGAAGACGGCUGAGGAGGUGGCAGCCUUAAUUCGUUCGCUUCCCGUGGAGGAGCAGCCGAAGCAGAUCAUUGUGACCCGCAAGGGUAUGCUGGAUCCUCUCGAGGUGCAUUUGCUCGACUUUCCCAACAUUGUAAUCAAGGGCUCCGAGCUGCAGUUGCCUUUCCAGGCCUGCUUGAAAGUCGAGAAGUUUGGCGAUCUGAUUCUGAAGGCCACCGAGCCCCAAAUGGUUCUCUUUAACCUGUACGAUGACUGGCUAAAGACAAUUUCCUCGUACACGGCAUUUAGUCGUCUCAUUCUGAUCUUGCGCGCCUUGCAUGUGAAUACGGAGCGUACGAAAAUAAUCCUUAAGCCAGACAAGACCACUAUUACCGAGGCCCAUCAUAUCUGGCCGACAUUGACGGAUGAGGAGUGGAUCAAGGUGGAGGUGCAGCUCAAGGAUCUCAUACUGGCCGACUACGGAAAGAAGAACAACGUGAACGUGGCCUCUCUCACACAGUCUGAAAUCCGCGACAUUAUUCUGGGCAUGGAGAUCAGUGCGCCAUCGGCGCAACGCCAGCAGAUAGCAGAGAUCGAGAAGCAGACAAAGGAGCAGAAUCAACUGACGGCGACCACCACGCGCACCACAAACAAGCACGGCGACGAGAUCAUCACUUCCACCACAUCCAAUUAUGAGACGCAAACCUUCAGCUCGAAAACAGAGUGGCGCGUAAGAGCCAUCUCUGCCACUAAUCUGCAUCUGCGAACGAAUCACAUAUAUGUGAGCUCCGACGACAUCAAGGAGACUGGCUAUACUUACAUUCUGCCCAAGAACAUUCUCAAGAAGUUCGUCACCAUCUCGGACUUGAGAGCGCAGAUUGCGGGCUAUCUGUACGGUGUGAGUCCGCCGGACAACCCGCAGGUGAAGGAGAUUCGUUGCAUUGUGAUGCCACCACAAUGGGGAACGCACCAGACCAUUAACCUCCCCAACACGCUGCCCACCCAUCAGUACCUUAAGGACAUGGAGCCGCUGGGUUGGAUCCACACUCAACCCAACGAGCUGCCGCAGCUGUCCCCGCAGGACAUCACGACUCAUGCCAAGAUCAUGCAGGAGAACUCCAAUUGGGAUGGCGAGAAGACGAUUGUAAUCACCUGCUCUUUCACUCCGGGCUCAUGCUCGCUGACCGCCUACAAACUGACACCGUCGGGCUUCGAAUGGGGCUCAAAGAACACGGACAAGGGCAACAACCCCAAGGGCUACCUGCCUUCUCACUACGAGAGAGUUCAGAUGCUGUUGUCGAACAAAUUCCUUGGCUUCUUUAUGGUGCCCGCGCAGAGCAGCUGGAACUACAACUUCAUGGGAGUCCGGCACGAUCCCAACAUGAAGUACGAACUGCAGCUGGCCAACCCAAAGGAGUUCUAUCACGAACUGCAUCGCACCUCGCACUUCCUGCUUUUUUCGAACCUCGAGGAUGGUGGCGAUGGCGCCGGUGCGGAUCGUGAGGAUGUCUAUGCGUAGACGAAUCAUUUACCUUUCGUGUUUGUGUUUUCGUUUCUUGCGUACCAACAAUUUAUUCGUGCUUUCAAAAUGUUAGCGACAAGGUACAUUUCGUAAUAAAAUUAAAUUCUUUUUCCA